UGAAGAGUGAGCGAGCGAGGACUGCGAAACAGAAGAAGUGGAUAAAGUCAUGCGUGUCCUGCUUGGCUGAUCCUCUCUGUGGAACCUGAUUUAUUUGAGUGUUUUGGGAAUGAGUUAGCUGAAUGAAGCAAAGUGGCGAAAAUGGUGUCGGAUUUUGCCGAGAUUAAGCAGGAUUGCUUGAAAAACAACAAACUUUGGGAGGAUACCGACUUCUCAGCCGUUCAAGAGUCUGUUUUUUACCAUCAAACCCCGCCAUUUGCAUUCGAAUGGAAGAGACCCAAGGAAUUUGGCACAUCGAUAAACUUCAUCGCACCCCAAGGCAAAAUCCACCCUGGUCAAUUUGGCGAUCAUUGGUUGGCGUCUUGUUUUGGUUGUUUGCGUCAGGUUGAGGGGCUUUUUUACCGAGUGGUUCCUGCGGAUCAAACCUUUGAAGAGGAUUAUUGUGGCAUUUUCAGAUUCCGAAUCUGGUGGCAUGGAGAAUGGAGGGAAGUUUGUGUGGAUGACCGCCUACCUGUGGUUGGAAAUAAGUUGGUGUUCAUGAACGACCUGGGCACGCCUCAAUCCCAGUUUUGGCCCUCGUUGCUCGAAAAGGCCUACGCCAAAUUACAUGGUUCCUAUGAGGCCUUGAAAUACGGGACCUUCGGCGAUGCACUCUCCGAUUUGACGGGCGGGGUGGCUGAAAAUAUCCAAAUUGACAAAAACCUUAAUCAAACUCUAUCUUGGCUUGAAAAUUGCCUUCGAAUGACCUCCAUCGUCACGUGCAAGAUCAUCAUAGAGGGUGCUAAAAAAGCGGAGGAAGCGUUGCAUCACGGCUUUUUUCCCAACGAAUCAUACAAGAUUUUAGAGGUUCAUAAAGGUCCACAAACCGAUGACGUCGUGCUGACACUAAGACCCAGCACAAGUCUUCACAAGUACAACCAAGGUCUUAUCGUUGACUCCCAUGGGAACAUCAAACUGUCCCUUGCCAAAUGGACACGGAUCUUCACUCACUUGGACGUUAUUCACUUGGACAAAGAGACUGCGGCUGACGAGCCAAGCUUAAAAUCAAGGCGUCCUUGGAAUGUCAAAGUAUUUCAAGGCUAUUGGAGGCGCGGGGUCAAUGCUGGAGGUUGCAGGAACUACGACUCAUUCCAUAUUAACCCUCGUCUUCAAAUUACGAAUCUCAGUGACGGAUAUUUGGUCAUAUCUGUAUCGCAGUACAACGUCACCGAACCGCAGGUAAUUGGAUUCACGGGUUACGAAAUCACGGACGAAAUUCACGCCGACUCCACGGACCCAAAGUUCUACAAAACCCGGAAGUCGCUCAUCAACUCCCAAUACACCAAUGCUAGACAGGUCACGGAACGGGCUUCAUUUAAUUCUGGAGUCUAUCUGGUGCUGCCAACCACAUUUGAACCGGGCAGUGAAGCCCAGUUCAUCUUUAGGAUCUAUUCACAACAACCAGUCAAGUUAAAGCAACAAGAAGUAGCUCCAGUAAUGCUCAAAACCCCUUGGGUGACGGCCAAGGACGCCCAAAAGAGUUUGAGUCAGUAUCAGGGGAUUUUCUUGAAAAUCGCCGAUCAACAGAAGUCCGUGAAUCCAUUUGAAUUACAAGAACUCUUGGAGAUUUGCCUGCCAAAUGAUUACAUCAAGAGUUGUGCCACCGUGGACAUUUGUCGGCAAGUGGUCAAGGUGUUUGACGAGGACCACGUGGGUCGGUUGAACUUCCAGGAGUUCAAGAAUCUCAUCUGUAGCAUCAAGCUCUGGCAAUCAGUGUUCAAGAACCAUACGAAAGAAAAGACGGGAGCCUUAAAGGUCGAGCGGUUCAAGGACGCGUUGGAAGAGCUAGGGUUCAAGCUCAACUCGUCAAUCCUCUCGAAUCUCGUGUUCAAGUACAUCAGGAAAGAUGGCACUUUACGAUUUGGUGAUUUCGUAGGCGCAGUGCUGAGUCUGACAUCUGUAUUUGAAUUUGUUGGCAAGAAGGGGGAUGAUUCAUCACUAGGAUUUUUGAAACUGGCCACCACCGAGUUGCUGGAAUUGGCCAUUUAGAAAUAAAAGGUUGAUUUGGACAAAGGUGGAGCCACAAGUACCUGAUCGAUUGUUUACCGCGAGGUUCCCGAAACUAGUUCAUUUUUUUGAAUUUUUUUAUGUCGCGAAUUCGUACCCCUUCGUUAUCAAUUAUCUAAAGAAUGAAUAUAAUGCACUUGAUAAAUGA
This is a messenger RNA of Tigriopus californicus, 2194 nucleotides long. It is a transcript of the gene CalpC, whose product is annotated as calpain-C-like. Gene Ontology annotation, molecular function: calcium-dependent cysteine-type endopeptidase activity; calcium ion binding. NCBI's taxonomy places the organism in Eukaryota, Metazoa, Arthropoda, Copepoda, Harpacticoida, Harpacticidae. Gene Ontology annotation, biological process: proteolysis. The transcript is spliced from 12 exons. Bases 142 to 2028 code for a protein of 628 amino acids. Gene Ontology annotation, cellular component: cytoplasm. The record is from RefSeq and is a predicted model, not a curated record.